CGUAAAAUGUGGACAAUUGUGUUGCGAAACGGGCGCUACUUUUGCUCACAGAUCGGCAUUUUGAUCACUAAACUGUCGCCAACGGUGCAAAUGGUGUCCAUUUUGAUGAUACUGUUAUAUUUGAUCCAAUUGUCGGGCGAUUCUGUGGUCGAUUGGCUCAUACUAUCGCCCGACUCCGUGUUGAGUGUCGGCCAAUGGUAUCGCGUAUUGCUCUCACUCUUCACCCAUCCGUUCAUUGAAUUACACUUUUAUAUGAUUAUCAUUGAUAUGAUAUCGCUAUCCCUUUUGGCCACUCUUAUAGAACCCCUUUGGGGACCAAAAGAGGUGAUCCUAUUCUUCUGGUUGGUAGCGAUCGCGUCGGCGUUCCUCUCAUGCCUUCACUAUAUCCUGAUCUACGCGAUCACAACCGACGCGUCCCAACUGUUCGCCACCCGAAUCCACGGUCUGUCGCCGUUUUGCGCCUCAAUGGCCGUUACGGUGAAGCAAAUGCUGUCGCAAUCGGUUCUCUUGCAGACAGCGAUUGGCAAACUGAAGAACGAUGACAUACCGUUGCUGUCGCUGGUGGUGGCGCUCGUGUUGUACGCGCUGAACCUCAUUGAAGGGGAACCGGUGGUGAUGUUCUUCUACGGUCUGAUCGUGUCGUGGAUUUAUCUCCGAUUCAUACAACCGCACGAACACCAGCGCCGGUCGCCCACCGCCUCCAUCCGCACCCAAACUCGGGGCGACUUUUCCGACGCUUUCGCGUUCCACACGUUCUUCCCGAACGUCUUGCGCCCGAUUGUGGCCGUCUUUGCCGACGCCCUCUACGGUGUGUUCGUACGGCUGGGCGUGUGUCCGGACGCCAGCGCCGGCGAUCAGUACCAGACGUACCGAUUGCUCAGCGAACGGCUCACCAGCGAUGUGUCCAAUAAUCACACGCCCAGAGUCGAGACACUUUGA
Messenger RNA from Medioppia subpectinata, 939 nucleotides. NCBI's taxonomy places the organism in Eukaryota, Metazoa, Arthropoda, Arachnida, Sarcoptiformes, Oppiidae. The record is from the annotation of a GenBank genome assembly.